Molecule: messenger RNA, 1221 nt
Organism: Amorphotheca resinae ATCC 22711
Lineage: Eukaryota; Fungi; Ascomycota; Leotiomycetes; Helotiales; Amorphothecaceae
Exons: 2
Coding region: 1-1221 (406 amino acids)
Cellular component (GO): cytoplasm
Molecular function (GO): exopolyphosphatase activity
Source: RefSeq, a predicted model, not a curated record
AUGCCUUUACCUAGAGUAUCGCUCCAAUCUUUUCUCUCCUCCGCCAAGAGCGCUCUCGCCACGUCCGUUCAACAAACCUCACCCGUUACCUUUGUUAUUGGAAACGAAUCCGCCGAUCUCGACUCGCUCUGCUCCGCAAUUGUCCUUGCGUAUCUUCGUACCUAUGCGUCGAGCUCCAAACACAACACCCUCUACAUCCCGCUCUCGAACCUCCCACACGCCGACCUCGCACUACGCCCAGAGCUGAUACCUGUUCUCUCAAGAGCAAAUCUUAAGCCUAGCGACCUACUGACACUCUCCGACCUCCCUCGUCUUAGUCAGAUAUCCUCCAAGCUUCCAGCAGAGAAGACGAGAUGGAUUCUUGUUGACCAUAAUGCUUUACAAGGCGAGCUGGGGAGGAUAUAUGGAACACGCGUAGUUGGCUGUAUUGAUCAUCAUGACGAGGAAGGAAAGGUCCCUCGAGAUUGCGGGGAAGAACCAAGGGUUGUGCGGAAGAGCGGGAGCUGCUCAAGUCUAGUCGUGGAACACUGCAGGGAAGCAUGGGACGCUUUGUCCAAGAAGUCCGAGGACAAAGAAUCAGUGUCAUGGGAUGCAGAACUGGCACAGCUCGCUCUUGCGCCCGUUCUCAUUGAUACUACAAACCUUACAGACAAAAACAAGGUCACACCAACCGAUAUCGAGGCAGUUGAAUAUCUCGAAUCGAAGAUCCGGGCCGAGCCAGCUAUUAAAUUCAAUUCGGAGGAACAUUUCAAGGUAGUUUCUGCUGCCAAGAGUGAUAUUGGGGGUCUCAGCCUACCCGAUAUCCUCAGGAAGGAUUACAAGCAGUGGAACGAGGCUGGAGAUGUGAAGCUCGGUAUCAGCUCUGUCGUCAAGGAUAUGCAAUUUUUGAUCGACAAAGCAGGCAAUGAAGAGAAAUUCUUUACGGCCCUAGAGGACUUUUCUAGGGAGCGGGAUCUUUCAGUCUGUUCCAUAAUGACAACAUCACAAAAGGACGGCAAAUUUCAACGAGAACUUUUCGUCUGGGGCCUCGGUGAACGAGGCGUGGAAGCUGCUAAAAAGUUCGAAGCAAGUUCCAGAGAGGAACUAGGGCUUCAACAAUGGAGUGAUGGGUUGCUUGAUCUUGAUGGUGGCAAGCAAUGGCGGCGCUGCUGGUGGCAGCACAGAGUCGAGAACAGUCGAAAGCAAGUCGCACCGAUGAUGAGGACUGCUAUCCAAAGAUAG